This is a messenger RNA of Daucus carota subsp. sativus, 1525 nucleotides long. RefSeq names its product UDP-glucuronic acid decarboxylase 6. Gene Ontology annotation, molecular function: UDP-glucuronate decarboxylase activity; NAD+ binding. Gene Ontology annotation, cellular component: cytoplasm. NCBI's taxonomy places the organism in Eukaryota, Viridiplantae, Streptophyta, Magnoliopsida, Apiales, Apiaceae. The record is from RefSeq and is a predicted model, not a curated record. The transcript is spliced from 13 exons. Gene Ontology annotation, biological process: D-xylose metabolic process. The coding region runs from base 253 to 1281 and encodes 342 amino acids.
ACCGUUCCUAUGUGUAAUUGACGUGGCAGAUGAAUCCAGUAAGUUCACGUCAUGUUGAAGACACAAAUUACAUAAUUCACGUCUCCUGUUAAUUGCAUCUAUCUAUCUAUCUAUCUAUACUUAUACAAUAUAAAACCCACAUAUAUUCACGCACUACUUCACAUUGAUCAGUGAUCACAAAUCUUUGUGUUUAUUCAGAGGUGCUUUAUUUGGAUAUUUUUGGUGUCAGUAAUCGAAGAAGGAUCUGGGAAGAUGUCGAAAGAAGUUGCUAAUGGAUCCACGAAACCCCCUCCAACACCUUCUCCAUUGCGCACUGCCAAAUUUUUUCAGGCCAACAUGAGAAUCUUAGUUACUGGAGGAGCUGGAUUUAUUGGCUCUCAUCUAGUUGACAGACUGAUGCAAAAUGAGAAGAAUGAGGUGAUCGUGGUUGAUAACUACUUUACUGGCUCAAAGGACAACCUAAGACAGUGGAUUGGUCAUCCAAGAUUUGAGCUUAUUCGACAUGAUGUAACAGAAACAUUGUUGGUUGAAGUUGAUCAAAUAUAUCAUCUUGCCUGUCCUGCUUCACCAAUUUUCUACAAAUAUAAUCCUGUUAAGACAAUCAAGACCAAUGUCAUUGGGACACUAAACAUGUUAGGACUUGCCAAGAGAGUGGGAGCAAGGAUUUUAUUGACAUCAACUUCAGAGGUUUAUGGAGAUCCCCUUGUACAUCCUCAGGAUGAGAGUUAUUGGGGAAAUGUCAACCCCAUAGGAGUCCGGAGUUGUUAUGAUGAGGGAAAAAGAGUAGCAGAGACAUUGAUGUUUGAUUAUCAUAGGCAGCAUGGAAUUGAAAUACGGAUAGCCAGGAUUUUCAACACUUAUGGCCCUCGGAUGAAUAUUGAUGAUGGCCGUGUUGUCAGUAAUUUCAUUGCUCAAGCGAUUCGUAACGAGCCUUUGACUGUUCAGUUGCCUGGAACCCAGACUCGCAGUUUCUGUUAUGUUUCUGACAUGGUUGAUGGCCUUAUUAAACUUAUGGAAGGAAAUAAUACUGGACCAAUUAAUAUUGGGAACCCAGGUGAAUUCACAAUGAUGGAGCUUGCUGAAAAUGUAAAGGAGCUUAUUAAUCCAGAAGUCCAAAUCAUAACUGUGGAGAACACGCCUGAUGAUCCUCGCCAGAGAAAGCCAGACAUAACAAAGGCAAAGGAAGUGUUAGGUUGGGAACCAAAGGUAAAGUUGCGUGAUGGCCUUCCUCUCAUGGAAAGUGACUUCCGCGAGAGGCUUGGAAUCCAAAGGAAAGUGUGAUCUCCAGUAACAUGUAUAUGUCUGGGUCACUUUUGGUUAUGAAGAAUACAGUUAAAGUUUUUCGAGGUACUAGGAUUUGUUGCUGAGGAUCUGAAAAUGAAAAGCUUUCUGGUUUUUGUUUUAUGUAUUUGAUUAGACAUUACAGUUUUAUUUUAUGAAUGGGAAAAGGUAUGUCUGCAGUGUCCUAAACUGUAAGCUUCGUGUUGAUAUAUGAAAAAUAAGAUGUGCUCUCUUGGUCUUUUAA